Messenger RNA from Penicillium macrosclerotiorum, 528 nucleotides. RefSeq lists its product as uncharacterized. Gene Ontology annotation, cellular component: nucleus; cytoplasm; TRAPP complex. The coding region runs from base 1 to 528 and encodes 175 amino acids. Lineage: Eukaryota; Fungi; Ascomycota; Eurotiomycetes; Eurotiales; Aspergillaceae. Gene Ontology annotation, biological process: endoplasmic reticulum to Golgi vesicle-mediated transport. The transcript is spliced from 3 exons. The record is from RefSeq and is a predicted model, not a curated record.
AUGCCUGGGCCUAAGAUUGCCUGUAUUGGGAUCAUUGGGAAAGCUGAUAACCCGCUCCACAUUUCUCUCUUCCCACCUUAUGAUGAUGCCUCAAUCAAAUUCUCCUUCUUGCUGAACUCCUGUCUUGAUAUCUUUGAGAUUCGGCGCAAGCAAACUUCCAUCGAUCAGGACCUGGGCCUCCUUCAUGCCAUUGAUGAGAGAUUGGCUGCUUAUGGAUGGCUCACCACAACUGGGGUCAAAUUCCUUAUCGUCGUGGAUCUGUUUGGACAAGAAUCUGCCUUUGGGAGCAAAUCAGCGGGGCCUGCGGUUAGUGGCUUGCGGGAUUCCGAUUUAAAGCCAGCGUUUCGUGCUUUGCAGAAUGCGUACAUUCAGCUAUUGCAGAAUCCUUUCUAUUCUCCAGAUGACCAUGCGCCUACAUCUGAGAUGGCAGCCAGCUCGGCAUCCUCCUGUCAAUCAAUCUCUAAUCCAAGAUUUCUAGCCGAUGUCCAGCGUAUCGGUGCAAACUGGGCCCCGGGUACUGCCUUGUAG